AUGUCCAAGUUGUUACAAGCUGCAGUGCUGUUGUCUGGCAACAAGGCUGCAGUGCUGUUGUCUGGCAACAAGGCUGCAGUGCUGUUGUCUGGCAACAAGGCUGCAGUGCUGUUGUCUGGCAACAAGGCUGCAGUGCUGUUGUCUGGCAACAAGGCUGCAGUGCUGUUGUCUGGCAACAAGGCUGCAGUGCUGUUGUCUGGCAACAAGGCUGCAGUGCUGUUGUCUGGCAACAAGGCUGCAGUGCUGUUGUCUGGCAACAAGGCUGCAGUGCUGUUGUCUGGCAACAAGGCUGCAGUGCUGUUGUCUGGCAACAAGGCUGCAGUGCUGUUGUCUGGCAACAAGGCUGCAGUGCUGUUGUCUGGCAACAAGGCUGCAGUGCUGUUGUCUGGCAACAAGGCUGCAGUGCUGUUGUCUGGCAACAAGGCUGCAGUGCUGUUGUCUGGCAACAAGGCUGCAGUGCUGUUGUCUGGCAACAAGGCUGCAGUGCUGUUGUCUGGCAACAAGGCUGCAGUGCUGUUGUCUGGCAACAAGGCUGCAGUGCUGUUGUCUGGCAACAAGGCUGCAGUGCUGUUGUCUGGCAACAAGGCUGCAGUGCUGUUGUCUGGCAACAAGGCUGCAGUGCUGUUGUCUGGCAACAAGGCUGCAGCGGCAGAAGGUUAA
Hyalella azteca is the source of this 660-nucleotide messenger RNA. Its product is annotated as circumsporozoite protein-like. The coding region runs from base 1 to 660 and encodes 219 amino acids. The record is from RefSeq and is a predicted model, not a curated record. Lineage: Eukaryota; Metazoa; Arthropoda; Malacostraca; Amphipoda; Hyalellidae. The transcript has 3 exons.